AUCAACGAGGAGAUGGGCCGAUCGAUAGCGGUCCACACGCGCUGGGCGCUCGUGCUGCUCUGUGCGUCCCUUGCUUGCGGGCUGCACGGGUUGCGAGCCAUGCGCCAAUCGACGCUGCAAGGGACACAUGCCAAAGCGCGCCGCUCGGUGCGCAUGAUGGCGACCUCCGGCUCGGAUAAGCCGCGCGUCGCAUUACCAUCGAUCAACCAGGCCCUGCUGACGACCUGCGUCGUCGGCGCGCUGACCAACCUGCGGGGCCCGGUCGCGGCCAUGAUCGAUGGCGCGCCGCCGCCGCAAUCCGUCUUCAUCAACGGCUUGGUGCUCGCCUACGCGGCGGCGAACCUCUACAAGUCGCUGGCCAAGGUCGGCUACGCGACGCUCGACGGCCGCGAGCGCGACUCCUUCGCGCGCGAGGCCGGCGAACUCGCGCUCGCCGGCGAGGUCCCGCGGCGCGUCGGCGGCUACAAGGUCGCGACCUUCGCGGGCGGAUGCUUCUGGGGCACGGAGCUGCACUUCCAGCGCAUCCCCGGCGUCGCCGCGACGUGCGUCGGCUACACGCAGGGCUGGGCGGGCGAGCCGAACUACGACCAGGUCUGCGGCGGCCAGACGGGCCACACGGAGGCGCUCCAGCUCCUCUACGACCCGAACGUCGUGUCCUACGAGGCGCUGUGCUACAAGCUCCUCGACACCGUCGAUCCCACGGUCCUCAACCGGGUCCGCGGCGACGCGGGCACGCAGUACCGCCACGGCAUCUACCCCCACUCCAAGGAGCAGGCGGAGGCCGCCGCGGCCGUCGUCGAGGCCACGCAGGCCAAGUACGCCGAGCCCGUCGUCACGGAGGUCAAGGACGCGGCCGUCUUCUGGCCCGCGGAGAACUACCACCAGCAGUACCUCGAGAAGGGCGGCCAGGACGCGUCCAAGGACGCGACGGCGGAGGUCCGCUGCUACGGCUAAGCGUGCGUGUU
Messenger RNA from Aureococcus anophagefferens, 965 nucleotides. RefSeq lists its product as hypothetical. The record is from RefSeq and is a predicted model, not a curated record. Gene Ontology annotation, molecular function: peptide-methionine (S)-S-oxide reductase activity. The transcript has a single exon. Bases 13 to 954 code for a protein of 313 amino acids. Lineage: Eukaryota; Pelagophyceae; Pelagomonadales; Pelagomonadaceae.